CGGCCCGCUUCCUCCUGUGAAGACGUAGCUGCGGGUGGCGGUGGUGGUGGCGUCCAAGAUGUCGACCAAGAAUUUCCGAGUCAGCGAAGGGGACUGGAUUUGCCCUGACAAAAAAUGUGGAAAUGUAAACUUUGCUAGAAGAACCAGCUGUAAUCGAUGUGGUCGGGAGAAAACAACUGAGGCCAAGAUGAUGAAAGCUGGGGGCACUGAAAUAGGAAAGACACUUGCAGAAAAAAGCCGAGGCCUAUUUAGUGCUAAUGACUGGCAGUGUAAAACUUGCAGUAAUGUGAAUUGGGCCAGAAGAUCAGAGUGUAACAUGUGUAAUACUCCAAAGUAUGCUAAAUUAGAAGAAAGAACAGGAUAUGGUGGUGGUUUUAAUGAAAGAGAAAAUGUUGAAUAUAUAGAAAGAGAAGAAUCUGAUGGUGAAUAUGAUGAGUUUGGACGUAAAAAGAAAAAAUACAGAGGGAAGGCAGUUGGUCCUGCAUCUAUAUUAAAGGAAGUUGAAGAUAAAGAAUCAGAGGGAGAAGACGAGGAUGAGGAUGAAGAUCUUUCUAAAUAUAAAUUAGAUGAGGAUGAGGAUGAAGAUGAUGCUGAUCUCUCAAAAUAUAAUCUUGAUGCCAGUGAAGAAGAAGAUAGUAAUAAAAAGAAACCUAAUAGACGAAGUCGCUCAAAGUCUCGAUCUUCACAUUCACGAUCUUCAUCACGCUCAUCCUCCCCCUCAAGUUCAAGGUCUAGGUCCAGGUCCCGUUCAAGAAGUUCUUCCAGUUCGCAGUCAAGAUCUCGUUCCAGUUCCAGAGAACGUUCGAGAUCUCGUGGGUCGAAAUCAAGAUCCAGCUCCAGGUCCCACAGGGGCUCUUCUUCCCCACGAAAAAGAUCUUAUUCAAGUUCAUCAUCUUCUCCUGAGAGGAACAGAAAAAGAAGUCGUUCUAGAUCUUCUUCAUCUGGUGAUCGCAAAAAAAGACGAACAAGAUCACGGUCACCCGAAAGCCAGGUGAUUGGUGAAAACACUAAACAACCCUGAGCCCAGGGCCAACCCCUACGGAACACCACUACUUUACCCAGGCACCACAGGUCAUCUUCUGGAUCGUCCCAUUCUGGUUCCCGUUCAAGUUCAAAAAAGAAAUAAUGUAUUAAAAUUUACAU
Molecule: messenger RNA, 1143 nt
Organism: Lemur catta (Ring-tailed lemur)
Lineage: Eukaryota; Metazoa; Chordata; Mammalia; Primates; Lemuridae
Gene: ZRANB2
Product: zinc finger RANBP2-type containing 2
Exons: 11
Coding region: 59-1021 (320 amino acids)
Biological process (GO): RNA processing
Molecular function (GO): lipopolysaccharide binding; RNA binding
Source: RefSeq, a predicted model, not a curated record